CUGGCCCCGCACGGUCCUGGAGGCAGAUUUUGCUGGAGAAGCCGCAGUCCCGGUGUUUCGGGCGCUGCUGGGGAGGACCGUGCAGCUCAGAGCGCAGACCUCAGCUGUCAUGUGCCCGCGCGCAAGAACCCCCGUCGCUCAGCGGACCCGGGCAGCUGCUAACUUGGCGGCGAGCUCCUGCGGCCCCGCGGCGGCCAUGUAGUCGCCGGCGGGGCUCUCCGCAGCCCAGGAGCGGCAGAGAGAGCAAUCCGGAGCCGAGCCGCCCGCGGCUUCCCCGGAGGCGCUGAGUGCGCGCCGCGCCCGCGAGCACUUGGGCCCGAAAGGGAAAUGGGGGAGAAAGUUUCGGAGGCGUCGGAGCCGGUGCCCCGCAGUCACGGCGGCUACGAUGCCCGGACCCUUGCCCCUGCGGCGGCCACCGUGUCGUCGCCGGGCGCUUCUUCGGCCGAGUCCUCUUCGGGCUCAGAAACUCUAUCGGAGGAAAGGGAGCCUGGUGGCUUCUCCCGCGAGCAGCUGCAGCUGCCGCCGCCGGGCGGCGCCCUGAGUAUCCGACCCACCGCCGUAUGGGUUCCCGCGCGCGGGGUGCCGGGGCGCCGAAUCGCCGGGCCGCCGCCGCCGCCCCCCGGAGGAGCCGCGCCCCCCGCGCCCGGGGGCAGCAGCGCGUCCCAGGAGGAGCAGGACGAGGAGCUUGAUCACAUAUUGUCCCCUCCACCCAUGCCGUGUCGGAAAUGCAGCAACCCAGAUGUGGCUUCUGGCCCUGGAAAGUCACUGAAGUUUAAAACACAGCUGAGCGAGGAUGGAAGACAGCUGCGGCGAGGGAGCCUGGGAGGAGCCCUGACUGGGAGGUACCUUCUUCCAAACCCCAUGGCCGGGCAAGCCUGGCCUGCUUCUGCGGAGACGUCCAACCUCUUGCGCAUGCGCAGCCAGGCCCUGGGCCAGUCGGCGCCUUCGCUCACAGCCAGCCUGAAGGAGCUGAGUCUCCCCAGAAGAGGAAGUCUUUGCCGAACAAGUAACCGGAAAAGCUUGAUAGGCAAUGGGCAGUCACCAGCAUUGCCUCGACCGCACUCACCUCUCUCUGCUCAUGCAGGAAACAGCCCUCAAGAUAGUCCAAGAAAUUUCUCCCCCAGUGCCUCAGCCCAUUUUUCAUUUUCACGGAGGACUGAUGGACGCCGCUGGUCAUUGGCUUCUCUCCCCUCCUCCGGCUAUGGGACAAACACGCCCAGCUCCACGGUUUCUUCAUCCUGUUCCUCUCAGGAGAAGUUGCAUCAGUUACCAUACCAACCAACGCCAGAUGAGUUGCACUUCUUAUCAAAACAUUUUUGUACCACCGAAAGCAUCGCCACUGAGAACAGAUGCAGGAACACGCCAAUGCGUCCCCGUUCCCGAAGUCUGAGCCCUGGACGUUCUCCUGCCUGCUGUGACCAUGAAAUAAUUAUGAUGAACCAUGUCUACAAAGAAAGGUUCCCAAAGGCUACAGCUCAGAUGGAAGAACGUCUAAAGGAAAUUAUCACCAGCUACUCUCCUGACAACGUUCUUCCCCUAGCAGAUGGCGUGCUUAGUUUCACUCACCAUCAGAUUAUUGAACUGGCUCGAGAUUGCUUGGAUAAAUCUCGCCAGGGUCUCAUCACCUCACGAUACUUCCUUGAAUUACAGCACAAACUAGAUAAGUUGCUACAGGAGGCUCAUGAUCGUUCAGAAAGUGGAGAGUUGGCAUUUAUUAAACAACUAGUCCGAAAGAUCCUAAUUGUUAUUGCCCGCCCUGCUCGGUUAUUAGAGUGCCUGGAAUUUGAUCCCGAAGAAUUUUACUACCUAUUGGAAGCAGCAGAAGGCCAUGCAAAAGAAGGACAGGGUAUUAAAACUGACAUCCCCAGGUACAUCAUUAGCCAGCUGGGGCUCAAUAAGGAUCCCUUGGAAGAAAUGGCACAGUUGGGAAACUAUGAUAGUGGGACAGCAGAAACACCAGAAACAGAUGAAUCAGUGAGUAGCUCUAAUGCUUCCCUGAAACUUCGAAGGAAACCUCGGGAAAGUGAUUUUGAAACGAUCAAAUUGAUUAGCAAUGGAGCCUAUGGGGCAGUCUACUUCGUUCGGCAUAAGGAGUCACGGCAGAGGUUUGCCAUGAAGAAGAUUAAUAAACAGAACCUCAUCCUCCGAAACCAGAUCCAGCAGGCCUUUGUGGAACGGGAUAUCCUGACUUUUGCAGAAAACCCCUUUGUUGUCAGCAUGUAUUGCUCCUUUGAAACAAGACGCCAUUUGUGCAUGGUCAUGGAAUACGUGGAAGGGGGAGAUUGUGCUACCUUAAUGAAAAACAUGGGUCCUCUCCCUGUUGAUAUGGCCAGGAUGUACUUUGCUGAGACAGUCCUGGCCUUGGAAUAUCUACAUAAUUAUGGAAUUGUACACAGGGACUUGAAACCAGACAACUUGUUGGUCACCUCCAUGGGGCACAUAAAGCUGACUGAUUUUGGAUUAUCCAAGGUGGGACUAAUGAGCAUGACUACCAAUCUUUAUGAAGGCCAUAUUGAGAAGGAUGCACGAGAGUUCCUGGAUAAACAGGUCUGUGGCACACCUGAAUACAUUGCUCCAGAAGUGAUUCUGAGGCAGGGCUAUGGGAAGCCAGUGGACUGGUGGGCCAUGGGGAUUAUCCUCUAUGAAUUUCUGGUUGGAUGCGUGCCAUUCUUUGGGGACACUCCAGAAGAGCUAUUUGGACAAGUCAUCAGUGAUGAGAUAAACUGGCCUGAAAAGGAUGAGGCGCCACCACCCGAUGCCCAGGAUCUGAUUACCUUGCUUCUCAGGCAGAAUCCCCUGGAGAGGCUGGGAACAGGUGGUGCAUAUGAAGUCAAACAGCAUCGAUUCUUCCGUUCCUUAGACUGGAACAGUUUACUGAGACAGAAGGCAGAAUUUAUUCCACAACUGGAAUCAGAAGAUGACACAAGUUAUUUUGAUACUCGGUCAGAAAAAUAUCACCAUAUGGAAACUGAAGAAGAAGAUGAUACAAAUGAUGAAGACUUUAAUGUGGAAAUAAGGCAGUUUUCUUCAUGUUCACAUAGAUUUUCAAAAGUUUUCAGCAGUAUAGAUCGAAUAACUCAGGAUUCCAGAGAAGAGAAAGAAGACUCUGGAGACAAAAUCAAAAGCACAACUUUGCCAUCCACAGAAACGUUAAGCUGGAGUUCGGAAUAUUCUGAAAUGCACCAGUUAUCCACAUCCAACUCUUCAGAUACUGAAAGCAACAGACAUAAACUCAGUUCUGGCCUGCUUCCCAAACUGGCUAUUUCAAGAGAGGGAGAACAAGAUGAAGCUGCCCCCUGCCCUGGAGACCCCCAGGAAGAGCCAGAAAAGCCAGCCCUUCCUGCUGAAGAGUGUGCUCAGGAGGAGCCUGAGGUCACCACCCCAGCCAGCACCAUCAGCAGCUCCACCCUGUCAGUUGGCAGUUUUUCAGAGCACUUGGAUCAGAUAAAUGGACGAAGCGAGUGUGUGGACAGUACAGAUAAUUCCUCAAAGCCAUCCAGUGAACCCGCUUCUCACAUGGCUCGGCAGCGAUUAGAAAGCACAGAGAAAAAGAAAAUCUCGGGGAAGGUCACAAAGUCCCUUUCUGCCAGUGCUCUGUCCCUCAUGAUCCCAGGAGAUAUGUUUGCUGUUUCUCCACUGGGAAGUCCAAUGUCUCCCCAUUCCCUGUCAUCAGACCCUUCUUCUUCACGUGACUCCUCUCCCAGCCGAGAUUCUUCAGCAGCUUCUGCCAGUCCACAUCAACCCAUUGUGAUUCACAGUUCAGGGAAGAAUUAUGGCUUCACCAUUCGAGCCAUAAGGGUGUACGUGGGAGACAGUGAUAUCUACACAGUGCACCACAUCGUCUGGAAUGUAGAAGAAGGAAGUCCAGCCUGCCAGGCGGGACUGAAAGCUGGGGAUCUGAUCACGCACAUCAACGGAGAACCAGUGCAUGGACUUGUCCACACAGAAGUCAUAGAGCUCCUACUCAAGAGUGGAAAUAAGGUGUCAAUCACUACUACCCCGUUUGAAAACACAUCAAUCAAAACAGGACCAGCCAGGAGAAACAGCUAUAAGAGCCGGAUGGUGAGGCGGAGUAAGAAAUCUAAGAAGAAAGAAAGUCUAGAAAGGAGGAGAUCCCUUUUCAAAAAACUAGCCAAGCAGCCUUCUCCCUUACUCCAUACCAGCCGGAGCUUCUCCUGCCUGAACCGAUCCCUGUCCUCGGGAGAGAGCCUGCCGGGCUCCCCCACUCACAGCUUGUCUCCCCGGUCUCCGACACCGAGCUAUCGCUCCACUCCUGACUUCCCGUCCGGUACUAAUUCCUCCCAGAGCAGCUCUCCAAGUUCAAGUGCCCCCAAUUCUCCAGCGGGGUCGGGGCACAUCCGACCCAGCACGCUCCACGGUCUGGCACCCAAACUCGGUGGACAGAGGUACCGGUCUGGAAGGCGGAAGUCGGCCGGCAGCAUCCCGCUCUCCCCGCUGGCCCGGACACCCUCUCCAACGCCCCAGCCCACCUCCCCUCAGCGGUCACCAUCACCUCUGCUGGGACACUCGCUCGGCAAUUCCAAGAUCACCCAAGCUUUUCCCAGCAAAAUGCACUCCCCCCCUACCAUCGUCAGACACGUCGUGAGGCCCAAGAGCGCCGAGCCCCCGCGGUCUCCCCUGCUCAAGCGCGUGCAAUCAGAGGAGAAGCUCUCUCCCUCCUACAGCAGCGACAAGAAGCACCUGUGUUCCCGCAAGCACAGUCUGGAGGUGACCCAGGAGGAGGUGCCGCGGGAGCAGUCGCAGCGGGAGGUGACCUUGCAGAGUCUGGAAGAGAACGUAUGUGACGCACCGUCCCUGAGCCGGGCCCGGCCUGUGGAGCAGGGCUGCCUGAAACGCCCCGUCUCCCGGAAGCUGGGAAGGCAGGAGUCCGUGGACGACAUGGACCGAGAGAAGCUGAAGGCCAAGGUGGUGGUGAAGAAGCCAGACGGCUUCCCAGAGAAGCAAGAAUCCCACCAGAAAGCCCACGGAUUCAGCAGUGAUUUGGAAAACCUCACUGCCUUGAGGCUAGACGAGAGAGAGAAGAAAAUACAUCCCAAGGCUUUAGAAAGAUCAAGUCAUUUUGAGAACAAAGUGACCAUGCAGGAGGCCCAGUCCUCCGGCAACCUGUUGAAAGAGGCUCUGCACAAAAAGGCCAGCGUGCGGGCCGGCGAAAGUGGGACAUCAGACGUGGCCGUAGCCAGCUGCCAGGGCACCUGUGACUGCAAACGGGUCUCCUCCCCCGGCACCCUCCACGAUGUCCUCUCUCACCCUGCCAACCGAGUGAAGGUUUCAAGCGCUGGGAAGGUUUCAAGCACUGGGAAGGUUGAAAACCCCGAGAAGGCUGCACAGGCCAAGGAGUUUCUUCAAUGUGAGAAGUUAGACAGCAAGCUCGCCAAUAUUGAUUACCUUCGAAAGAAAAUGUCAGUUGAAGACAAAGAUGACAGCCUCGGCCCCGUGCUAAAGCCCAAGUUGGCACCCAGCUCCCAUGAAUGCCCACUGGGGAGCACAGCCAGGCCCAAGGGUGGGCAGCAAGAGACCCUGCCAGCCCCCGAGGCCCGAGUAUUUAUCACCAGUGCCCAUGCAGCUCAGAUCAGUGUUGUCUCUUUUGUUCCACUCAAGGCCUUAGCUGGCCGGGUGGAAAACGGAGCAGAAAAGCCAGGCUUGGUUGCUCCUGAGUCCCCGGUCAGGAAAAGCCCGUCAGAGUAUAAGCUGGAAGGUAGGUCUGUUUCAUGCCUGAAGCCGAUUGAGGGCACUUUGGACAUUGCUCUUCUGUCUGGACCUCAGGCCUCCAAGACUGAGCCGCCAUCGCCCGAGCCUGCACAGAGCCACGGCCUGGGCAGUGACACGGGAACAUCUGGGCCACCAGUCCUCCCUGGCGGUGCCAGCAAGGGCUAUUCUGCCUGUCAGAGGGAGCCUUGCCCUGCCAGCUUAAAGAAGAACAAAUCCUACCUGCUUGAGCCUCGGUUCCAGCCGCCCAGCUGGGCUUUCCAGAAUCCUCCAGCAGCUCCUCAGCCUGACCCAGAACUAAAGCGAGACAGGAAAGUUUCCCAUCCUGCUGCCAGAAACCUGGUGACAGUCAUGGAAAGCCAUCCUCAAAGGAGAGAGGGUGGUCCCUCCAAACCCCAAGACCACACCCCUGACACCAAGCCUCUUCCUUUCCCAGGCCAGAACCUCCAGAGUGCAGCAGGCCCUGACCCGGCCCCGCCACGCCACCCUCUCCAACCCGAAGGUAGCCCCUUGAGGGAGAAGCCGGUCCCAAGAGAGGCAUCUGAAAGGGAUUCUUCUGCAGCCAGAAGUGAGCGGUCUGCCACAAGGGCCGAUGUUCGCAGAGACCCCUCCACGGAGCUGAGUCCUCCAGAAACUGCUAAAACCAGCGAAAACUCCAAAAAUCUCCCUUCUGUGGGAAAGGCCCGCCCAGAUUUCUACACUCAGACCCAGGCCACGGAGAAAGCUGGGGGGCCCUGUGGAAAAACAAACCCCAAAGAAGGUCGAGAUGAGAUGAGGCCCCUGGCCAGAGAGGACUCCUCUCUGCGCUCAACUGGGCCUCCUUGUGAGAGGUUGCCGAGCAAGGCACGAGGGGCCGUGGAACCCAAGCCGGAAGCUCCUCCCACCAGGCGGGGUCCACAGCCACCGGGCAUGGAGAGUGGUAAGAGUGAAAAGCCCUCCAGUUUCCCUUCUUUGCAGAAAGACAGUCCCAAGGAAUCUGAAAGGAAAGAACAACCUCUACAAAGACCUCUCAACAGUAGCCCUCAACUCCCAGUGACCGCCAAAGAACUCCCCAGCCUGGCCACUCGGCAGCAUUGCAGUUCGCCAAGCCGUUCUUCAGGCGGAGAGCCCAGGAUUGAGCCCAGGGUGAAGCCUUCUGCUGCAGAAGCCAGCCCGGGCCUCCAGGACCCUCCAAAGCCUGCUGCUGUGAACAGUGAAAGCAGCAGCCACAAGCCCAGGCCUGGCCCUGACUCUUGCCCUCCAAAGUCUAAGCACCCAGACAGGCCCCUCUCCUCACAGAAACCGAGCCCUGGAGCAGCCAAGGGCAAAGAGCCUGUCCCUCAGCCCCUGGGCAGUUCCAGCAGAGAGGGGAAGAGCAGCUGUAAGGGGGCCUUGGAUGUCUUCCCUGCCGUCUCGGGCUCCCAGAACAAAGCUAGUGAUGUGAUCGGCCAGGGAGAAAGUGGUCCCUCCCUCCCACUACAGACCCCAGGUGGUCCUCUAGACACCAAGCUGAAACCCACCAGUGGUGGGCAUGCCCCAGAGAUGCUGGAGAAACCCAUGCAUUUGCCAAGGCAAGGACACCCAGGUUUUAGUGAGUCGGUAGACCAGAAAUUUCCCACUGUCAGUGAAAAACAAAGCCUAUCUCCAAAGCACCCGAAACCAUCCACUGUGAAGGAUUGCCCCCCUCUGUGUAAACAGACAGACAAGAGCCCAAGUCAGCAGGCCACCACCGCAGACAGGAAGUCUGAAGGGAAAAAAUGCACCGAAGCACUUUAUGUUUCAGCAGAGAGUGGGAAGCUCGAGGCCAGCCUUUCCAUUGCACACAGUGAGGCUUGGCCAAAAGGCUCAGAGAAGCCCGCAGUGGCAAUGGGGAAGGGUUUCCCGGAGGCCAAGGGGAAAGGGCUCAGUCCCCAGAAGCCACCGACCGAGUCAGGCAAGUCUGGUGGCAUGAAACGGUCACCCUCGGCCACUGGACAGAGUUCUUCCCGGUCCGCCACCCUCCCAGAGAAGUCUCUGAGCUCCUCCUCCAGCUUUCCUGAGGCCAGGCCAGGAGUUCGAGAGCCCUCCACAACCGGCAGUGACACCGCUUCUGCAAAGGCCAAUGGGGGCGUGGCUGAGCCACCCAUCCUCAGCACCAGGGACCAUAGGAAGUCCCUGCCAGGGGGGGAUGGCAAAACCCAAAUGACGAAGAGCGACUCUUUGCCAUCCUUUCGGAGCUCCACCAUCACUCUCGAGUCUUACCAUCCCGCCCCGAACCUGGCGGACGGAGCUGGCCACUGGGACAGGGCCCUCUCAGUAACUGCCACCCUAGGAGAAACCAAGGGGAAAGAGCCUGCCCCAGCCCAGCCUCCCACGGCCAGGAAACAGAAUGUGGUCAGAGAAAUGACCAAGCCAGCCCCAGCUCCAAAUGCUGACCGCCCCAUCACCCUCUCCUCGGAGAAGGACUUUGUGGUGCGGCAGAGGCGGGGGAAAGACAGUUUGCGUAGCAGCCCUCACAAAAAGGCCUCGUAAUGGGGCCGAAUGCCAGGGCACAACGGUGGAGAUCCAGCCUGAAUGUGUAACUGUGUCUUGACUACCUUUCGAAACCAGCACUGUGUGGGAAUGUCCUCCAGGCAGAGCUCAGAGCCUCACUAAGGAAGGGGACAGGGGAGAGAGAAGGCCAGAAAGAGGGGACCUUCUUCCAAAUGCCUUCCCAGUUGUAACCAGUAAAACUGUUACCAUAUAGUGUUUGUGUAAGAAAUACCUUUACAGCUGAGGGAUGUUGACGAAAGAAGAUUGUCUCUGUAGAUAUCGAACAAUGUGUUUGGUUUUGAAUGUAGAGUCUAUACCUUGCUGCUGAUUAUGUUGAUUACCACGGCUUUUUUUUUUUAACAAGAUUUUUGCUUUACCACUUACUUAUCAUAAUAUAUAAUGAAGCAAGAUGGUUAAAACUGUGUGUAUGUAUAAAACAUAUAUAUACACCCAUAUUUGUGUAUAUCCACAUCCACACAUAUGUUUUUGGUUUGUGUUUAAGAGGAUAUUUGAAGGCUACAUUUUUAUACAUUAAAACAUUCUAAGCAGACUUAAAGAUGAAAGAAAUUCCUAACUACAUUAGUUUGUGAGCUUUUUUGAGUAUUUUUAACCAGAGAUUUUGAUAGUACUGUAUCUGGCUACCUGUAUUUCCAGAUCUAAAGCAAGAAAGAACUACUCUAAUCGCUGCAUUUGGAAUCCUCCUCCGUUAGGAAUGACCAAGGCAAAUGGAGCUAGCCAUUUUCAUUGAACGGUCAUCCUAAUGGAUAUUUUGAUCCUGGGUCCAACUGUCUGAAAGGCUAGUUGUCCGUGUCUAUGGGUAGGUAUGUUGGGUCUUCACCCUAGGUGGAGCGGGAACUACAAACACACAUCGGCUUUAUUUCUAUUCUUUCUUUCCCUUCCUUUAGCGCUCUUAAACUCAGGCCUUUAUGCUGUGAGUCACAAGUCCAAGAAGCACACAUUUCUUGGUAGUCCUGCACCAGCCCUGCUCUUGAAUAAAAAGGAACAUUACUGACCGCACACAAACCCGCUAGUACUUAGGUUGAGUAAUAAGCAUCAGCCAUUGGAAGGGGGUUUAAAUUUGCUUUCUUAAGGAAAAGAAGGGGGGUGGAUUUUGGCAUCAUAGCAUAAAUAUUAAGGAAUAAUCAGGACAUCAGAUACAUUUUAAUACAUAGCUGGGGCCUUACGUUGUAGAUGAAGCUUGCUGUUUUUAGCAAGUUCCUGGGUUUCACAUUCAUUUCUGGCGCAUUGAGUAGCUCUAUACAUUUCAUAACAUGAUCUCUUUAUUUGUAUGCAAAAAAUACUGUAUUAAUAAAGAGCAGCAUUUUUGUAACAAAGAGACUUGUUGGAGCUAUUUGGUGCUUGAAUGUGACUGUCCUUUUUACUUUUGCUAAGCCUUAUUUAAAUUUUGUAUACCGUGGGAUACGUAGAAUUUGUCAAAUCAUCUUAGUGCUGAGGUAUUCCUUUUUGUUUGUUUUUUGUUGUUGUUGUCAUUGCAAUUUUUCUGGUGGCUUGUUUUGUAUUGUAAGAGGCACUUGCUGACAUUAAGUAUGAAGGCACUAAGAGAAAAUACACACAGAUACGUAUUUAUAAGUUGCUUGGGAUCUAUAGCAGGCUCUUUUGUUUUGUUUUGUUUUGUUUUGCCGAAGAGAAAAAAAAUUCACCAAUAAACAACUAAUCCAGCACCCAAACUCCCUUGGGGAUAUCUUAGUAUCUUCAGGCUAUAAAAUGGUUCAUCAAAGCACAGCGUCAUCUGAUGGCCCUGUGGGUUGUAAAUCAUCUAGCAAGGCUGUAAACUCCACUCCUAAAACAAAGGCAUAAUUUAAUCAACUCUUUUGGUUGUGCUUCCUUGUAAAAUAAGUUGGCAAUGGCAACAAAAAGAAAAAAGUCUCCUCCUUGCCCCUAAAUUUUUUUUUCAGUGUGCCUCCAGCCAGUUCCCAUCACUACGUUGUAAAACUGUGGUAGAAGCAAAUACUUUACAAGAACAUAAAUGGAUUUCAAAAGCGGUCUCAACAUUUAUAAUACUUAUCUGUGUUUGGAGGUUGUCACAACCCAGUCUCUCUGCACUCAGGCAUCGAGACAGGUCUAUCGGGAAGGUAGUUCAUGGUUUACAGCCUUUGCUUUUAACUGUCCAGUUUCCUUUAAAGCACAACUAGCUGCUUGUUUACAAAUGAUAUUUUUAUGUAUAUUUUGUAUAGUGUAUUAUCAUUUUUGCCAAAUGUUUGUUUGUUUGUUUGUUUGUUUUGCAUUUUGAAUGAGUAAAGAGUACUUAAGGUUGCAUUCAUGUAAUACCUGUUUGUUGUUGUAAACCUCUCCAAUCAGCUGGUAGAAAAUCCUCCUGUGUUCUAGUUGGUCGGUCUCCAUGUGAUUGUAAGAUGUGUUCCUUGGUAGUUCUCCCAGCUGUAUAUUUACCAGCUUAAAAGUUAGGAUCUGUGCAAUAAAGUGUUUGCAGUCUUAUUUUCUUUUAAGAAAUUCCCUAUGGAUGUCAUAAUUGUUGUAUAUUGGACAAAUAUUUAUACUUAUGCAGUUGCAUAACAUUGAAAUAAAAAUUUAGCAUGAAA
Choloepus didactylus (southern two-toed sloth) is the source of this 10775-nucleotide messenger RNA. RefSeq names its product microtubule associated serine/threonine kinase family member 4 (gene MAST4). Gene Ontology annotation, molecular function: protein binding; magnesium ion binding; ATP binding. Gene Ontology annotation, biological process: intracellular signal transduction; peptidyl-serine phosphorylation. The transcript has 29 exons. Bases 328 to 8217 code for a protein of 2629 amino acids. The record is from RefSeq and is a predicted model, not a curated record. Lineage: Eukaryota; Metazoa; Chordata; Mammalia; Pilosa; Megalonychidae.